AUGAUCAGAUACGGUGAUGGAGUUGGGAUGUAUAGAACAUAUCUGUUCGGCUCUCCAUCGAUCAUCGCUUGCUCCCCAGCCGUAACGAAGUUUGUGUUCCACUCAAAUCUAUUUCCCUAUAGAUUUCCCACUAAUGAUCUCGUUGGCCCCAAUUCUAUGCUAGCAGCUAGUGGCGAGCACCACGACAGGGUCAAAGGUUAUGUCAGUGCUGCAGUUGCCCACACUAGUUCUCUCAGGAAAAUUGUUCUUCAUAUUCAACCAAGCAUCAAGACCUCUCUUCGUUCAUGGGCUGACAAGGGUUCUGUGAUAGCAUUUGAUGUUGUCAAGAAGAUGGUAUUUGAGAGCAUUGCUCGAGUUUUUGUCAGCAUCGAACCAGGACCCUUUUUGGAUGAGAUUGGCCAGUACUAUGCUUGUUUGCUUAAAGGAUUUAAAGCACAGCCAUUUAACAUUCCAGGAACUACUUACUAUCGUGCUGUUCAGUGCCGAAGAAAGCUCAUGGAAAUAUUUAGGCUAAAGUUGGAGAAGAGAAAAGAAAACCAAAAAGGAGAUCAGGAAAACAAGGAUUUGAUGGAUGUUCUAAUGCAAAUUAAGGAUGGGGAUGGGAAGCAGCUAAGUGACGAAGAGGUGCUUGAUAACAUAGUGACGCUUUUUCUCGGGGGCUUCGAAACUACUGCAACUGUAUCAGCCUGGGCUAUGUAUUACCUUGCCAAGAACCCAGAAAUUCUGCAGAGGCUUAGAGAAGAAAAUAUGGAAUUGAGUUCAACAAAGGAGGGAGAAUUCAUUACAUUGGAUGAAAUUUCACAAAUGAAGUAUACAAAGAAGGUGGUGGAUGAAACAAUAAGAAUGGCAAACGUUUCGUGCUUCAUUUUCAGAUCUGGUGAUUAUGAUGUUGAAUAUGAAGGUUAUUUAAUACCAAAAGGUUGGAGGGUACUUCAAUGGGUCAGAUAUCCUCAUGCAAACUCAGAAUACUUUGAAGAUCCGAUGUGCUUUAAUCCAGACAGGUGGAAUCAAUCAACAAAACCAGAGGCGUAUCAAGCUUUUGGUGCGGGAUCAAUGAGAUGUGUUGGCAGCAAACUUGCUCAAACACAACUUGCAGUCUUUCUUCACCAUUUGGUUAUGGGCUAUAAGUGGGAAUUAAUUAACCCAGAUUCAAAGAUAACCUACCUGCCUCAUCCAAAGCCAAAUGAUGGUUGCAAUUAUUUGUAA
Carica papaya (papaya) is the source of this 1206-nucleotide messenger RNA. The record is from RefSeq and is a predicted model, not a curated record. Lineage: Eukaryota; Viridiplantae; Streptophyta; Magnoliopsida; Brassicales; Caricaceae.